Molecule: messenger RNA, 1944 nt
Organism: Tricharina praecox
Lineage: Eukaryota; Fungi; Ascomycota; Pezizomycetes; Pezizales; Pyronemataceae
Exons: 2
Coding region: 1-1944 (647 amino acids)
Source: RefSeq, a predicted model, not a curated record
AUGCCCGCGGAGCCGAAAACACCCCACGGCGGUGAGCCGAGCCGGCGGGGCGGAAAGGGAAAAGCCUCAAUCGGUGGAGGAUUGGGCGGGAGUCUCGACGGCCAGUCCGGCGCCGAGUCGGGCGAGGACGACGAGGACGAUGGCGAGCAAGACGGAGAGACGGAUAAGCCUGCUGUCAUGUGCCCCGCCGGAGUGAGCUCACAGAUGCCUCAGGCACGUAAGUUGAGCUUUGCGGCGGGGCCGGUCAAGCGCACGUUCGAUGAUGCCGAUCUCGGUGAAUUCUUCCCUGAGGGGCUGGACUUUGACUUUCCUUCCAUUCAGGACGACGAUGAGCCGGAGUUUCCGCGCAAGAAGAUUCCAAAGCUUAUUGCUGCCACCACCGAAGGGAUCCUGACGUACACGGAGCCAAUCUCCAAGGAUGAUGAUGACAAGACUGAAGGAGGAUAUGAUAUUGAUGAUCUAGAAGACGACGAAAUCACGUGCGAGGAUGAUGAUGGAAACAUAACCGAUGAAGAGGAGGCGGCCAUCGUGCGAGAGUUCGAGACCGACGAAGAUCUGCUCAAAGAGAUUGGUUUGCUGGAUGCGAACACCCUCGCACCAAUCGACCCGGAACUGCUGGGCGACCCAUUCGACAACGCCCUGUUCGACGAUCUGGACGGUGAGAUCUUCGACGCAAUGUGCAACGACCCUCAUCGUUUCGACGAUCUCCAGGGUCAAGUCGCUUUCGAUUGGAACAGUUUCACCAACCCAAGCGACGAUCUGUUCUCCGUCCAUCCUACACCAGUGGUCACUCCGAAUGCCACUCCCCGCGCAUCCAUCUCGGAACCGCGUGGGGGAUCCUUCAAUUCGGACGACAAUGAAUCCUCGGAGGACGAAGUGCAAAACCUGAGCCCGUUUUUCGAGAUGAACAACGCAGCGAUCAAGCACCUCGUCAGCGCCGGAGGAAAGGGCGGAUGGAGCGAUGGAACGGAUGAAGACGAUGCCGAUCUUCUGAAAUACUUUUUCUCGUCUGCGGAUGAAGAAACCGACGUUGACAGUGAUGAUUCUCUGACUGAAGAUGACGACGGAGACACCACCGACGAGGAGGAGGAUCUGCCCAUGCCCACGCCUUGCCAUGCCUCGAAGCUGCGCCGUGUUUCCGUGUCAUCCAAUGCCGCACGGCCGCAGAUCAUCGACACCAACAAGGAGGGACCGGAACUACGUGCGUGGGUCGCUGACCCCUCACGUCCCAUCUGUGUCAUCGAAGGAAGCAAGCAGAUUUUCCUGAUUCCGGAUUCGUUCCGGCACUUUUCGGUGUCCGGCAGGACUGGUAGCACCACUUCGGACAUGUGGAUUCCGAUGGAGGGAGAGAGCGAAAGCGAGCAAUCAACGAUCCCCACCACCUUUGAUCCCAUGCUCUCCGAGCUGGUUGGAGUGGAUGUUGGGUUGCUUGGCGCGGGCGAACAGCUCGGACCGGAAGGGUUCUUUCCGUUCAAUGAGGAGGACGGCGGUGAUAUUUUCUCGGAUCUCUUCAACGACGAAGAAUACGAUGUCGACGAGUUUGAGGCCGGAUUGGAGAUCAACGAUUUCUUGGAUCUGUCCUCUACGGAGGAGGGUGCCAGUGAGACCGGCAAGGAUUUGGUGGAGGAUAUGUCGGAUGACUGCGGAGGGGAUGGCGAGGAGGAUGAGGAGGAUGCCCUGCCCGGCCACAAUGCCGAUGCCGACAUGUUGUCGAUUUGGGAUAAGGUCAGCGUUACGGCGUUCCGCAAGCGCCAGAUUCAGCACAGCCAGAAGCUGUCGUCGGCACUGCAGUUCGGAGGUAACGGGUACCACAAGGGAAAGGAGGGACGGCUUGCGGAGACGAUCACGCCGACCAAGAAGAGAAGAGUUCGGCAGAAGUUCCUUGCCAGUAAUCGCGGAGGAAUGGGGAACAACCCGGUGGUCAGGAAGAAGCCGGCGCGGUAA